AUGGAGAUGGAGGACACCUUCAUCACAAUGGACGAACACGGCAUGUUGGAAAAGCCACGGGACCUUCCAGCAACGGCCGAGCGCAGGAUCAUCAUCAUAGAUGGCGCCAACCUGCUCCACCAAGCCCAUGCGGAGUGCAGCAAGCUGAAUCCGCCCGACUCGGCUGCGGAUACGCGAAAGGAUCUCGUCCAUUUGUUGGCCGUUAUUCGCUACUUCCUCCGCAAUGAUUUCAACGUGAUCACCGUGCUGCAGCCAAAGUAUACGCGGCCGCGCCACGUGCGAAACGAGUUCAUUUGCAAGCCGUUGGAAAGACUUGGGCUGCUGGUCAUACCACCAAAGCCGGUCUACGACGAUCUAUUGCUACUCCGUAUGGCCGUCGAUCUCGACGGUGUUGUGUGCAGCCACGACAAUUUCGGGCAAGAGUACGAGCUGUCCAAGUCCAAGGCGUACAAGCGAAUUAUACAGACAAGGAAGCUGACGCCCGCAUGCAGGUUCGUUAGGGACCCCCGGCAUCACAACAAGCUGUCCUUCGAUGGGCACUUCAUUACAAAGUUCCACAUUUCGUUCGAAAAUCCUAGUCGCCACUACCUAACAGAAGCCCUAUUCUCGACGCCCAACUUGGCCCGCCACGAGAUUACCCUCUACACUGGACAGAAAUGGGACGCGGGCUCGCGCGAGCGAUCCAUUGAAUUCAUUGAUCGCCUCCUCGAAAUAUGUCUCCAAGAAGGAGGGCCCCGACCGGCUCGUCGUCAGUCGCUUCCAGCGCCAUCUGGAAACAGACGUCGACGUGACGGACGCUCGCGGGGACCAACACCCAGUCAUCAAUACCAAAACGAUGAUGAGGUCGAAGACGGUUGG
Molecule: messenger RNA, 858 nt
Organism: Mesorhabditis spiculigera
Lineage: Eukaryota; Metazoa; Nematoda; Chromadorea; Rhabditida; Rhabditidae
Source: the annotation of a GenBank genome assembly